Lemur catta (Ring-tailed lemur) is the source of this 2054-nucleotide messenger RNA. It is a transcript of the gene FBXL12, whose product is annotated as F-box and leucine rich repeat protein 12. The transcript is spliced from 3 exons. Gene Ontology annotation, biological process: positive regulation of protein ubiquitination; SCF-dependent proteasomal ubiquitin-dependent protein catabolic process. NCBI's taxonomy places the organism in Eukaryota, Metazoa, Chordata, Mammalia, Primates, Lemuridae. The record is from RefSeq and is a predicted model, not a curated record. Gene Ontology annotation, cellular component: SCF ubiquitin ligase complex. Bases 514 to 1335 code for a protein of 273 amino acids. Gene Ontology annotation, molecular function: protein binding.
CUCUCUCAGUCAAGUCCUCCGCUCGCGGCCACAGACCGGGGCCUCGCCCCGCCCCUGCCACGUCUUCUGGGCGGGGUUCUCGUCCCUGACCACGCCUUCGAGGGGCGUGGUCCUAGUGCCCAGGCCGGGCCUCAUCUCGCCCCCCCCAAGUCCUCCGAACCCCUCACCUCCCCAGCCAAGCCAAGCUUUCCGGGCUUGGUCCUUGUCCCCAGCCGGGGCCUCGGAGCCUGUCCCGAUCCCGGGCUGGUCCAACCCCAAGACCCAGCCACGUUCCCGCGAGAGGAAAGUCAACUUUCUCUGCCCGCUGCCUCGGCGCCCCCAGGGCUAGCCCCGACCUGGUGUAGCUUCGGCCGGAAGCGGAAGUGCGUGUCAGCGGAAUCAUGGCGACUUUUGCUGAACUCCCGGACUCGGUCCUGCUGGAGAUCUUCUCUUACCUCCCGGGUCUGUCACCGCUGGAAGAGGCUGGUGGACGACAGAUGGCUGUGGCGACACGUCGACCUGACGCUCUACACGAUGCGGCCAAAAGUCAUGUGGCACCUCCUUCGCCGGUACAUGGCAUCCCGCCUCUACUCCCUGCGGAUGGGUGGCUACCUGUUCUCUGGCUCCCAGGCCCCGCAGUUGUCCCCUGCCCUGAUGAGGGCCCUGGGCCAGAAGUGCCCCAACCUAAAGCGCCUCUGCCUGCACGUGGCCGACCUUAGCAUGGUGCCGAUCACCAGCUUGCCCCCCACGCUGAGGACCCUGGAGCUGCACAGCUGCGAGAUCUCCAUGGCCUGGCUCCUGAAGCAGCAGGACCCCACCGUGCUGCCCCUGCUCGAGUGCAUCGUGCUGGACCGCGUCCCCGCCUUCCGUGAUGAACACCUGCAAGGCCUGACGCGCUUCCGUGCCCUGCGCUCGCUGGUGCUGGGCGGCACGUACCGCGUGACCGAGACGGGGCUGGAUGCCAGCCUGCAGGAGAUGAACUACCUGCAGAGGCUCGAGGUGCUGGGCUGCACCCUCUCGGCCGACAGCACCCUGCUGGCCAUCAGCCGCCACCUCCGAGAUGUGCGCAAGAUCCGGCUGACCGUGAGGGGCCUCUCUGCCCCUGGCCUGGCCGUCCUGGAAGGAAUGCCGGCUCUGGAGAGUCUGUGCCUGCUGGGCCCCCUCAUCACCCCAGAAAUGCCCUCCCCCACUGAGAUCCUCUCCUCCUGCCUCACCAUGCCCAAGCUCAGAGUCCUCGAGCUUCAAGGGCUGGGGUGGGAGGGUCAGGAAGCCGAGAGGAUCCUGUGCAAGGGCCUGCCCCACUGCAUGGUCAUUGUCAGGGCCUGCCCCAAAGAGUCCAUGGACUGGUGGAUGUGACUGCCCCAUCCAUCCUUGGAAUCCAGCCCAGCUUUCACCGUUGAGCCCCAGACCCUCUGCGCAGCACGUUGAAGAGGGCAGGUAAUCUAGCUUAAAGGCACUGAAGGCCCCACGUAGGAAGAACUGGGACCUGGGGCCUCCAGACCAUUGGAAUCAUUGUUUGCCAGCUGUGUGGCCUCUUGGAGGCCCAGUUCCCACAUCUGGAAAUAGGGAAGACCAUAGCUACCUCAUGGUUAGGUUGCAAAGCUUUACUCUGAACAGCUACCGACCCCAAGAAGGCCUCAAUGAAGGGUCAUCCCUAGGGUUGUCGUUAGGAACAGGGUAGAGGCAGAAGGGUAGGGUUAAGAGCUAGGGGUGGCCAGGCCCUGUGUCUCAUGCCUGUAAUUCUAGCACUUUGGGAAGCUGAGGCAGGAGGAUCGCUUGAGCCCAGGAGUUUGAGUCCAGCCUGGGCAACAUAGCAAGACCCUGUCUCUACCAAAAAUAAAAAGAAGCCAGGGGCACCUGAAGGGCCAAGCCCCCUUAAGAGGCCUAGAAGGACUGUCUAUGCACCUGCAUCCACACACCUAUGCGCCAUUUGUAUGGUUACACGCAGGGAGAGAGAGCAAGUGAGACUUGGCUUUGAUGAUCAAAAUGUUCAUAAAGGUUCUCAAUUGUAUUUUCUGUAUUUUAUAUUCUGUAUUUUCCAUGUUUUCCAUAACAUAUAUUAUUUUGCUAUUAAA